This is a messenger RNA of Pundamilia nyererei, 3017 nucleotides long. Its product is annotated as phosphatidylinositide phosphatase SAC1-A-like. The record is from RefSeq and is a predicted model, not a curated record. Gene Ontology annotation, molecular function: phosphatidylinositol-4-phosphate phosphatase activity. The transcript is spliced from 22 exons. Bases 185 to 1912 code for a protein of 575 amino acids. NCBI's taxonomy places the organism in Eukaryota, Metazoa, Chordata, Actinopteri, Cichliformes, Cichlidae. Gene Ontology annotation, biological process: phosphatidylinositol dephosphorylation. Gene Ontology annotation, cellular component: endoplasmic reticulum.
UUGUUUUCAAACAGAGGACAGCUGCCGGAUGUUGUGCCACAACAACCUUCCUGUCACAAGAACCGUGUUGUUCCGGUGUCCGGCCGCACGUGGAGCUCGCUCACGCUGCAGGUGGAACAAACGCUCGCGCGCUCACAGCUGACGGCGGAAGUAGCCUGACGUCACUGAGAUUUCGGGAGCAAAGAUGGCGAACACCUUCCAGAGUUUCAGCUUGCGCACCACACCAGAGAAGUUUUACAUAGAAGCUUGUGAUGAUGGCUCCGUGGAUGUCCUGGCUAUUGACAGGGUGUCAACUGAGAUGACUCUAACAGUGAGACAGGAUGUCCCUGCAUCAGCUGAGACCAGGCCAAUAUGUGGACUGAUGGGAACUAUACGCUUAGUGGCAGGCAUGUACCUGGUUGUCAUCACAAAGAAGAGGAAGGUGGGAGAUCUGCUGGGCCAUGCUGUGUGGAAGGCUCUGGACUUUGACGUAAUCUCCUAUAAAAAGACAAUACUGCACCUCACAGACAACCAGCCAUUGUGUUACAGAUUUGCUGCUGAGCUUGAGAUGGAUGUGCUGUUGACCCAGUUUUACCCAACAUCUCCUCUAUUGCACAAUCUGACAGGAAUUCUGUAUCUGUUCUUGUUUCAGGCAGAUCAGCGAUUUGUUUGGAACGGACACUUGUUGAGAGAAUUCAUAGCACAGCCAGAGCUGCACAUGUUUGUGUUUCCUGUUGUCCACGGCUUUAUCACUGUGAAGUCGAGCUGCAUCAGUGGAAAGGUGUUUGAGUGGAGCGUUAUCUCCAGGAGGAGCUGUUUCAGAGCAGGGGUCCGCUACUAUGUCCGAGGCAUUGAUUCAGAAGGACACGCUGCUAACUAUGUGGAAACAGAGCAGGUAGUGCAGUACAACGGUGCAAAGGCUUCUUUUGUUCAGACCAGAGGCUCCAUCCCCUUCUACUGGUCCCAAAGGCCUAAUCUCAGGUACAAACCAAAACCACAGAUCAGCAAAACAGUCAACCAUCUGGACGGAUUCCAGAGACACUUUGACUCCCAGAUCAUCCUCUAUGGAAGACAAGUCGCUUUGAACUUGAUAAACCAAAAAGGCUCAGAAAAGCCGUUGGAGCUGGCAUUCGACAACAUGGUCACAAACUUGGGUAAUGGCUUGAUCAAGUACAUAGCUUUUGACUUUCAUAAGGAGUGCAGCCACAUGAGGUGGCACCGCCUUCAGAUCUUACUGGACAUGGUUGCUGAAAUGCAGGAUGACUUUGGAUAUUUCCUAGUGGAUGCAGAUGGAAAGGUGCUGUUAAAUCAGGAGGGAACUUUUCGGAGCAACUGCAUGGACUGUUUGGAUCGUACAAAUGUCAUCCAGAGCCUGCUGGCCCGACGCUCUCUUCAGUCACAGCUGCAGAGGAUGGGAGUUCUCCACAUAGGCCAGCGGAUUGAAGAGCAGACAGACUUUGAGAAGAUGUACAAGAAUGCCUGGGCAGACAAUGCUGACGCUUGUGCCAAGCAGUAUGCUGGAACUGGUGCCUUAAAGACUGACUUCACUAGGACAGGGAAGAGAACACACUGGGGACUGCUGAUGGACGGCUGGAACUCGAUGAUCCGAUAUUACAAAAACAACUUCUCUGAUGGCUUUAGACAGGAUUCCAUCGAUUUAUUUCUGGGGAACUAUGCUGUCGAUGAAGCUGACUGGACCACUCCACUGCGAGACCCCAAGGACUGGAAGUUUCUGACAUUGCCCAUCAUCAUGGUUGUUGCCUUUUCCAUGUGUAUAAUCUGCCUUCUAAUGGCCGGUGACACGUGGGCUGAGACGCUGGCUUAUGUCCUGUUCUGGGGAACAGCCAGUGCAGUAACCGGUGGGCUUAUCCUCUUUUAUGGACGGGACUUUGUAGACGCUCCUAAGCUGGUCCAGAAGGAGAAGCUGGACUGAAUGUGUGCGUGUGGAAAGCAGCUGGGCCCUCGCAAACUCACCACCUCGUCCUCUUCCUCGUCAUCACUUUAUCUGCAUCAGCAGGCCUGGAGCCUUUACUAACGCUGGAGCGAGGAGGUUGGUGGGCAGCGAGGGUGGCUUUGUGCACCACAGCAGGAGACUGAAGAGUGCACAGGCCUGCUGCUCUCCACACUGUAGCGGACUGACGGUCUGUCUGAACUCGACACUGAACUCAGGAGCUGUUCUGACCCGAUGUCUUUGUUCCUCAUUUAACUGGAAUGCUGUGGACCUGUUUAAAUGUGUUUCUUGUUGUUCUCCACCUCAUUCCUUUUAUGAAAACAUGGGGAUCAGACUUCAAACAGCAUAGCUGUGAAGAUAUUCCUCAUUAGAACUGGUGUGUCCUAGGUUAGACACUGCCUGUGGUUCAUACUCUGCGUUUUAAGAUCAGUUUUAGCUUGAAUGGUUUUAGCUUCUUUUCUGGAGUGUUUGCAGGGAUCCAAGUGUGCUCGUCCUUCAGAAUCCAGUCAGCUAGAACACGAUUUAUGGUUGUGGAGUUAAAAGCGGUCCCUUGAUGAAGAAAGGGGAUUCAUCCUGGAAACCCUGGACCUUGAGAAAGAAAGUUGUCAUUAACUCGUUUUCUUGUAUUACAUUGAACUAUUUUGCAUGUCACUUCACCAGAGGAAAAACACUCCAUCUGUGUCACUGUGGUACUAAAGGAUAAAUCAAAUCGAAACAGUAUUCUCUUCACAGAGACACCAUCGUGGCUGACAGUGUGCUGAUGUUAGGCCGAUGUCAUCUCUUUGGCUCCAAAUUAAAAAUGACAUUUAUAAAAAUGUUCGUCCUCUAGGUCUGUGCGUGUUCAUGUAUUUUGAAAACACGCCUGGAGUCUUCAAUAUCACUUCAAUUCAAAUGCUUUAUGUGUGCUUUAUAUUAUCAUCAUUAUUAUUAUUAAUAAGACAAAUAUCUACAAUAUAAAAGAUAAAAAGCCCAACAAUCAGCGCUGUUGUGACAGUGAACAAACCCGAGCUCAGCGGGCUGUGAGGGGCAGCAGAGGGACCCGUGUGGAGCUGCGUCGGGGUUUUGCUAUUUAAAAUAAAAAAAUGUG